AUGGUAAAAUGUUCUUUUUUUCUCAUGGGAAUACUUAUGAUUCCAUCCAACUGUUUGACUACUUUUUUAACUGGAUUUGUUUCAACAUUUUAUGUUUGGGGUUCAGGCAACAUUUUAUAUUCAUCUUCUACACCAAAUAGAUCGUUUUCAAGUACAAUUAAUUUUUCAUCGAGUUUUACAAAUAUUCCAGAAGUAUUCAUCAUAAAUUAAGUAUAUGAUUUAAAUACUGGAAGUGAGUAAGGCUUUUAGUUCUACAUAGAUAGUAUAACAAGAUCAAGUAAUUGAUAUUUUAAUUGUUUUAGGUUUCACAGUAAGAAUUUAGCUUCCUUAUACAACUACAUAUAAUGGUAUUGAAUUCAGAUACUAUGCUAUUGAUGAUAAACGUAGAUAAGUGAUAUCAAUGUUUAAUUAAUUCAACCCAACUUAAGGGACUCUAAAAUUCUAGCAUAAUAAUCCUAACUUUGUUGUUGGAAUAGCUUCUGUGAUUAGUCUUCAAUAUCUAGGGUCAUUUAGUUAUCAUUUAUAUGUAUUAUUAAUAUUGAAAUUAGGUAUCGGAAGUGACAAAAACUGAUUGUUCAAUUACUAUGUCAUUUUCAAAUACCAUAUAACAACUUGGAUAUUAGAUAUUGCUUGGUACAAAAGAUGCAUUUUACAUUAAAGGAACUAUUUAUGCUACAUCUAUUCCAUCAUAUGUAGCUGCAUUUAGUUUUGAAUCAGGAUGGUAGGAUUCUUAACUAUUAUCUGUUAUUUAAGGGAUUUCUUAUUCAGAAGGAACAACAUUUAGAAUAAGACUUAAUAGAAAUAAUGUAGUGAUGACUUAGACAAACUAUGAUAUAGAGUUAUGUAUAAUUAAUAUAUCAAUUAAUUUUUAGGGGCUGGAAGUGUUUUAUAAAAUGUUUAUCAUUAAUAUGGAGCUAUCAGACCAUAAUGGAAUGAAGGAUUUUAUUAAAGUUUUUAGCUUCUUAAAUUCUUUGUUUUUAAAAAUUAUGACAAUAAUAUUGCCACCAUCUUAAAUUCAUUUGAAUUAUCAAUACCAGAAUUUAAUUUUCAAAGUUCAAUUUCAGGAGUUUUUAAUUUAGAUGUAGAUAAUUCAAUCACCGAUUUUACAUUAAACUUUAUAAGAAAAUGUGAAUAAGGAAAAAAAUUAACUAUGCAAUUAAUCCAAGCAAAUGGUUGUGCUUCCACUUAUUAUUAAUAUGAAAUUAUUUGCACUUCGAGAAUUAAUAUCUGCAAAUAAAAAUUUUAUUUUUAAACGGCUACUCCAAUGAUUUCUAAAUUGAAAAUAACUAUCUCAUCUGAUACAACAUUUAUAAUUGAGCAUAAUUACAUCGAUUAAGUUGUUAAAUAUGUAAAUAUUGCUUCUAUAGGAUAUGUAUGA
Messenger RNA from Paramecium sonneborni, 1378 nucleotides. NCBI's taxonomy places the organism in Eukaryota, Ciliophora, Oligohymenophorea, Peniculida, Parameciidae. The record is from the annotation of a GenBank genome assembly.